AUGUCCCGAAGCUUAUUUGUUCUUUGUCUCAUCGCCCUCGUUGCUUUAAUAAACGCUCUUCCUGUAGCAGUCGUGGAACGAUAUAUUCCCAUUGCUGUGGAUCCAGACGGUGUUCCCCUUCAUCGUGUUAAACGACAAUUCUUCGGUGGCUUCGGAUUUCCCUUCGGAGGUUUUGGAGGUUUUGGAGGCAGCUAUGGCAAUUCUUACGGCUACAGUCAAAGCUCUAGUUUUUAA
Messenger RNA from Cylicocyclus nassatus, 234 nucleotides. Lineage: Eukaryota; Metazoa; Nematoda; Chromadorea; Rhabditida; Strongylidae. The record is from the annotation of a GenBank genome assembly.